UAUCAGAUUCUCUUGUCAACAACAACAGGCUGCCCCAUUGGGAAAUAAUAUGGAUGAAACUGUAUAUGCCAAUAUAUUGUGUGGUCAUUUAAAAAAAAGUUGGAAAAAAUGAUAAGUUAUUAACCAUUUAUAUUUGGAUUUGAAAUUUAGGAAGAAGCUGCCUUGAAGUUCUGUAGAAACAAUUACCAGUCACCAUGACGACGACCUUCAAUCAUGACACAAGUGCUAACUAUGAUGUGAACAGACCUAAAAACAAUUCUAACUCCCAAGACGAGAGUAGCGUACAACUCAUCUCCUAUACAACAAAACCCAACAAAUCACCAGUUACAAAGAGAAAUGGGGCGGUUAAUUCAGAAUAUGGAAGUCCUGCUGAGAAGGAAAGGUUUAUUUCAAUGAACUCAACCCCAGUGAAGCUGGAUCCCGGCUUAGAUUCUCUUGACAGAACUGUAGAAUUUACAAAUAUUGAGAAACAGCCAUUAGACCAGCCACCCCAUGACAGGUACAGAAUGGUGUUCUUUAUUUUCCUCAUCCAUGGAAUUGGUAUACUCAUGCCCUGGAACAUGUUUAUUACAGCAAAAAAGUAUUUUGAGGAUUACAAGUUAAAUACACCAACAAGUCAGGAUGCUACAUAUCGUUCAGAGUUUAUGUUCUACUUGGGUAUCGUCUCCCAGGUCUCCAAUGCUGUUAUCAGUUGUGUUAACACAUUCUUCCAGUUUGGAGGUCAAGCCUCAACUAGAAGAAUUGCCAUUGCUUUGUUUAUGAUGGUUGUCAUCUUUAUAGUUACUGUGAUUCUUGCCAUGAUUGACACUUCCAACAUACCACUGAUGUUCUUUGUUCUCACCAUGGUUUCAGCCUCGCUAUUGAAUUGUUGUGCUGGUGUAUAUCAGAAUAGUACAUUUGGACUGGCGGCUAUUUUACCCAUGAAAUACACCAAUGCUAUUGUGUUGGGAACGAAUCUCAGUGGCGUGUUCACGUCUGUGAUUAGCGUCAUAUCCAUAGCAGCUGCUCCUAAUCCACGUACAUCAGCUGUGUAUUAUUUUAUUGUUGCCAUUGUUGUCCUGUUAUUGGCAUUUGACUGUUACUUUUUACUCCCUCUCACUAAAUAUUACCAGUAUUACCAGAAAUCAGUACAUGGCUCGCAACCUGUAGAGGAGAAGAAGAUGGCUUGUGGAGAUUAUCUUCGAGCUUUCAUAGAUUCUUGUAAAACUUACUGGGUUGUUAUAAAGAAGAUCAAACUUCAGCUAUUUGGUGUGUGGUGCACGUUUUGCGUGUCACUUAUCUUGUUUCCGGCCAUACAGAGUAACGUGUUGAUGGUGAGGGAAACAUUUGCAAAUGAAAAUGGAACAGAAACUUUGAGAACUGUUACAUUCAGUGAAGACUUUGAAAAGAAAGGGUAUUGGACUACAAUCUUCACAUUUCUCAGCUUUAACCUGUUUGCAUUCCUCGGAAAUCUUACAUCAGAAUGGAUCAAAUGGCCUGGUCCUAGACGUGUAUGGAUCCCAAUUGUAUUGCGAGCAGUGAUCUUGAUUCCGAUAUAUGUGUUCUGUAACUACCAGCCAUUUGGCGUUGCACGCAGGUUUCCUGUGUAUAUUCCCAAUGAUGUAGUGUUUAUACUGGCAGGAAUAAUCAUGGCGUUCACCAGUGGCUACUAUAGUAGUCUUACCAUGAUGUACGGACCAAAAGAAGUGGAACCUGCUAUGAUGGGUAGAGCAGGUAUGAUGAUGGCGUUCUUCCUUGUUCUUGGAAUUACUUCUGGAGUGAACUUAUCCUUAGUACUGCAGAGACUGGUAACUACCCAAAUAGAAGCAUGAUAGAAACAACAACACAGUCAUAUGAUCAAAGGAGUUGAAGAACUGCUAACAACAAAAUCUAGAUUUUAAUUACAAAAUGUUGCAUUCCAGGUCUUUCAGGUACAGUUUUGAGAAUAUGGCAAAUCCCUUAUAGUCAGGCAAGGAAUUGAUUGUUAAAUAAGUACAUGUAUAGAAAAUACAGAUAUAAUUUGCUGUUUCUCCUAUAUGCCUGACUUUGCCAUAAGUUAAUCUAGAACAUCACUGUGUUAGCAUUUUGUGAUUGGGAAGUCCAAUUAAGACUUCAGUGGAUGGUUAGAUAAUUAUGCCACCUUUGAAGAAAGUGGGUAUAUUGUUUUGCUCAUGUUGGUUGAUAGGACAGUUAUUUGCUCGGUCAUUUUGUAGACCAUUUCUUUUGGUUGCCUAUCUAGAAAUACUUGGAUGUAUGGUAGUCAAAAUUCAGUGUGUCUGUGGUCAGUAGACAUCAAAGGGUAAUGUUACUGUGACAUUGAGACAGAAACUAGAGAACACUGGACCACAACUUGAUCGGAUUAUUGUCUAUGGUCAAUUAAUGACCCCUGUUGCUUUAAGGGCCCUUUGGUCAAAGGUAAAGAUUACUGUGGUGCUAGGAAUGUUUUUCUAUAACAAACUAGAGAAUGUGUAGAUGUACAGCAGUCAAACUUCAUAGAAUACACCCAGUGAUCAUAAGAUGACCUUCAUUGACUCCGGGGUCAAAGGUAAAGUUAAAAAAACAUACCUGAGACUGAAAAUGAAACGACCAUUGACAGGCUAUCAUUUGACAUAUGUAAUUAACAAACAGGUCAUCUUUUAACCUUUACUCUGCUAAAUUUCUAAAAUGAACUGGUCCAUCAUUCAACUUGGGCUGUACCAUUUACUAUUUAAAGGGGUGUUCACUAAAAAUUUACUGACUGAAUAGAGAACAGUGCAGGCUGAUUAUGGUCUGCACUGGUCAAAAUUGCAGAAUCACUUGCCGCCAGCAGGCUAAAGGUUUAAGGUAUAUCUCACUGCCGAUACAAAUCAGUUUUGUUUUAUAAAUGAUGAUCCACUGUCUUUAGUUUGCUGUACUUUAUUCAGUAAUAAUUGUUGAAAGUUGGCAGGGAUGUUUAAUGACAUUAAGUUUUUUGUUUAAAGUCCUAGAUAUCUCGCAUUCUAUUACAAGUCAUAGUGCCAUGUAUUAUUGGAGGCAUAAACACUGUAUAGUAUUGAUGUCAAACUGUCAUGUAUUAAUAUUACUGUUUUAUUGAAACCAUCCUCAUUCUUGAAGACCUAUUAUUGAAACAUUCCCAAAACCAUGAUAGGUUUUUGUAAAGAACUGGGGGAAUUAAUAAAACAGCUAACCAGUUCACAUUUCAUAACUGUUCUACUGGUAAACUGUGGUUAUGUUUUAAACUUGUUCAGUUAUAGAUCUUACUAUGUGUGUUUUGAGUUGUUCAUGUUUUUGUUAAUGACCAAUGCAAUGUUAGUGUUUACUAAGUGAUCAGUAUACUUUGUUGUUGUUGUAGCUGCUGAUAAAAUGUUAAAGGUAUUUGAAAGCAUUUACAGUGUCAGGUUCAUUUACUGUAAGAUAUUUGAUUCUUGUUUUGUAAUGUCUUUGUUACCUCCCCUGAUUUGAGUUUUCAUUUUAUACUUCAAAGACCAUUGUCCGUGUAUAACAUUGCAGCUGUGGUAGAUUUGUUCUCAGAUACAUGCUUUGUCUCGUAUAAUAAAUACAUUGACUACCAGUGACAUAUUUUGUACGAAGUAUCUUAUUGUUUCCAAAAAAUAUUUGAUUACCUUUAUGAAAAUUGUGUUUUAAAUAUACUUGUCAAGGUAGUACCAGCCAUUGAUAUGUCAUAAAUGAUUUACAUUCAAAAUAAUUGCAUAAUUUGUAAACUGAAAAUUGAAUUGCUGAAGUAUUUUUUUUUAAAAAGAUGUUUUAAUUUAGUUACAAGAUUAAAAUUUUCCAUCACAAGAAAGUAUCUUACACACAUAAUAAUAACAGACAGUGUGACAGAACCUUUGUUUGAGGGAAGCGGUGGUCUAAUGGUUAAGGUGUCGGCCACGUAACCCAGAGGUUGUGAAUUUGAACCCUACGUGGGUCAAGAUCACGCCUUUUCAUCAGACACUAGUACUGGUUUUUGCAGGUUUUGGACUCAAGAGUGGUUCAAAUAAGCUUGAAGCUUUCAUCACAAUCAAACUAAAAUAAAUUAGUAUAAACUAAAACCUAUGUGAUAGCAGUCGAAGCAUGCAUUAAAUGGCGAAAUGUAUAAGUCAUCUCUGGGAAGCUUGUCCGCGUUGUUUUUAACAGUUUGAUAUGCAUGCUUUGAGCGACAAUGGUCCAACAAAGCUUAAAUAUUAAAUAAAAUGUUAUUUCAGGGGAGAUUAUGAAACACAUUGCACAGUCAUUAAAAAUACAGUGUACCUGAAAAUCUGUGUUAGUCAAGUUUUAGUGUUGCAACUUUGUUGAAAUUUUAAUGAAUUAUACCUUUUGACCUUCAGCAGGGGUUAAGUAGUGACUCAGUGAUUAUCAAGUCUACAGUUUUUAAAGUGUACUUUGAAACUGGUACUAAAGUACAAGCAAUGGGAAGCUUUAUCGAACUUUUUAUGUUCUUGUUUUUGUUAUUUGUUUCUCAUGCUAUUGAGUGCUGUAGCUUUAUAAAUGAUAUAAUUUUAUAGAACAUGUGCUUAAGAAAGUUUAGAACUAUUUUAUAGUAUUAUUUUAAGGACUCAAAUUUUUAUCUAUAUUUAUAAAGUCCAUGACUACUAGGUGCUGAUCUGAAGUACUCGCAUUUUGAUGUAACAAGUACAUCAACAAGUUAUGAAUUCUUACUUAAGUAUAUAUUAACAUAACAUUUGAAUUGGAAAUGAAAGUUUUCAUUUGAUAGCUAGUCUGAUACAUAAUAUCUUUUUAUCAUUUGUAAACAGCUGACCAUGUCAAAAGUCAUAGCUAAUACAUGAAUGUGUAGAUAUAUUUAUGCUUGUUGUCUGUUUUACAUUAUUAUUACAUGCCAUAUUGAAAGCUCACAGUUUGGUUUUACCAUUCUAUGUACAUUUUAGCUCAUCUGUUAAAAGAAUAUUGAAAGCUAUUCUACUCAUCUGGGUGUCACUUUCCCACCCAGCCUAAGUUUUGUUUGCAAGGCCAUACCCCAGUUACUGCUACAUGUAUUGGAUUGAAACAUGCACAAGGUUUCCCAGUUACCAAGGUUUCCCAGUUACCAAGGUUUUCCAGUUACCAAGGUUUCCCAGUUACCAAGGUUUCCCAGUUACCAAGGUUUUCCAGUUACCAAGGCUUCUGAACUUAUCAAAUUAGAUAAGACUUGGUUGACUUUGAUAUAAAUUACAGCUUCCUUUUUUUUCAAUUCAGUGCAAUCCACAUAUACAUCUGAAGGAUUUGUAUCUAUGUCAUUAUGGUAAUUUUCUUUGGAAUAGUCGAGCACACUGUCUUACAAAUAGUUCUUUAUGAGAAAAAAAUCUUUAGGGGCCUUUUCCUUGGAGUAAUGGGACUACAUAUCUUGGGCCACAUUCCUAAUACUAUAAAAAUUAUUGGGUUUUUGUGUGUUUUUUCCCUCAACUGAUUUGAAACAAAAAAGCUAAUAUGUAUAUUAUGCUGCAAGUUUGCUUAGUCAAUAAAAAACCUACAAAAAGUAAUAUAUGUGACACAGCCAGGUGUAGUUCUGUAUUGUAAAUAUAUUUUUUUGCUUCAUCAUUUUUGUCUUGCAUAGAACAUACAUUUUUCAUGAGUUGUAUGAUAUAUAUUUAUAUGUUUUUGAGCUUCAGUAUACAUUUUAUUUCAUCUUGGUUCCAAAGUUAUAAAAAUGAAUUUGGUGUCCAGUCUAUAGGUGCAGCCUUGCUAUUGGUCAAUUUCAUUCAGAAACAACCAGUGAUCCGAGACUGGUCUGAAAGCUUAGCAUUAUAUAUUAGGACCUAGAUUGGCUUUAUGUCCUAGGACCUGACUUUACUUUAUAUCUUAGAACUUAGCUUAGCUUUAUAUCUUGUUUGAAAUUGUUUUAUAUGUUAUACAUGAUCUGAUAAAUUAUUGCAUGUGAUUAGGCGAAGAAUUCCACAUUUCAUUGUAAAUUUAUCAUUUGAUAAAUUUGUGUUUUUCAUUUCUCAUGUUUGUGUUAGGUGAAAAUUUGGUGAAUUUUAAGUUUUCAUAAUGUGCUGUGCUGAUAAAAAGUUCACUGCCUCUUCACAUUUUGAAACAGUAUGUUCUAACAGCGGCAUUUCCAACAUCCAUUUUUAGCUUUAUUUAAUUUUAAAACAUUUUUUUCCCAGCUUCUUAUAGAUAUAUAUAAUAAAAAUUGUGUUCUGUGUUAAAAUUGUGUUCUGUGUUAAGGUAUGUUCAAACAAUUGGAAGUAAUGUAUGAUUUGUGCAAAGGUGAUUUAUAUUUUAGAAAAAUAUAAGAAAGAAAAUGAAAUAGGUUAUUCCAAACACAUACUGGAUUCAUAUAUUUUAUGUGUAUGUACCUUCCCUGAAUAUAAGAAAGUAAUAGUUCUGUAUUAAAGUUAGAAAAAAAGGUUUACAUUUUAGCACUGUUCAGAAUUCGGGCAUUAACAAGAUCAUGGUGACUAUACCUUUUGUUUUUAUCGUGUAACCUUUUCAUUUUAUUAUGAAGACAACUGCCUAUUGAAUAAGUUAUCACAUAGGUAUUUUGAUGUUUUGUCUGAAUUACAGCAACCAUGUCAAGACUGUCUGUUGAUACUGGUAUGGAAGUACA
Mercenaria mercenaria is the source of this 6505-nucleotide messenger RNA. Its product is annotated as equilibrative nucleoside transporter 1-like. The transcript is spliced from 15 exons. Gene Ontology annotation, cellular component: plasma membrane. Bases 195 to 1811 code for a protein of 538 amino acids. Gene Ontology annotation, biological process: nucleoside transmembrane transport. The record is from RefSeq and is a predicted model, not a curated record. Lineage: Eukaryota; Metazoa; Mollusca; Bivalvia; Venerida; Veneridae. Gene Ontology annotation, molecular function: nucleoside transmembrane transporter activity.